Patella vulgata (common limpet) is the source of this 2485-nucleotide messenger RNA. Its product is annotated as myomodulin neuropeptides 1. Lineage: Eukaryota; Metazoa; Mollusca; Gastropoda; Patellidae. The transcript has 2 exons. The record is from RefSeq and is a predicted model, not a curated record. Bases 240 to 1166 code for a protein of 308 amino acids.
AUUCCACAAUAUUAAAUAAAAGGAUUUGGGGAGAGUGGUUGAGAAUAAACGUACACAUACAAUAUUGAAUAUUUUGUAAUCAAGACCAAGACACAGGGAAAAACUGCACGCGCCUUUCCGAUUGACUCCAGAUAUUAACUUUAUUCCUAAAAGCACGCUUCUACCAAAAACCUACACGUUACCAAGAUCCGACAAACUUUUUACGAAAAGCGGAAAUUGGAGUUUAAAGAACAAUAGUUAUGAUUUCAGUGAAUUUACAUCUUUUGGCUUUAGCACUUUUGUGUAUUACCCAAAUAGUUUGCUCUAAAGAAGAAACAACAGAACAGAAGCCAGAGGAUGAGUCGUUAUCGAGGAUGAAGCGAGGUGGUCUUAACAUGCUGAGGUUAGGUCGUGGGCUACAGAUGUUACGCUUAGGAAAACGGACAAAUUUCCCCAUGUUCAGAAUGGGUCGUUCUCAGCCCGAGCCUGAAGAUAGUGAUGAAGAACUCAAAGAACUUAUUUUAGAGAUAUUAAUGCAAAAACAGGCUGAAAAGUCCGCACUUGAAGAUUAUAACUACCCAGCACCCUACCCACAUCCUCCCUCAUUCCCCCGUUUUAAAAGAUCUCUACCUGAUUAUCCCGAAACCCCAAAAGAAGUCGAAAUCCCAGAUUUAGACAAAUUACAAGAAGGUGGUUUUGAAGAUAAAAAUGAAGAUGAUAAGAUCAAUGAAUAUUAUCCAAUAAGUUAUCCAGAGAUGGAAGAGGAAGAGGCCUAUCAAAAACGAGCCUUAGGAAUGUUACGUCUUGGUCGCUCCGGUACGGACGAUGGAAUAACAGAAGAACAAAAACGUCGUAUGAGUAUGUUAAGAAUGGGAAAACGACCAAUGAGCAUGCUUAGAAUGGGAAAACGACCAAUGAGCAUGCUCAGAAUGGGAAAACGACCAAUGAGUAUGUUACGGAUGGGAAAACGACCAAUGAGUAUGUUACGAAUGGGAAAACGACCAAUGAGCAUGCUCAGAAUGGGAAAACGACCGAUGAGUAUGUUACGAAUGGGAAAACGACCAAUGAGCAUGCUUAGAAUGGGAAAACGGCCAAUGAGUAUGUUAAGAAUGGGCAAAAAAUCCGAUGAUGAACAUUCCGUGGAAACAAGAGGGCUGUCGAUGCUCCGACUAGGGAGAAGUACAUAAAGACUUCCGGUUUCCGGUGCUGUUUCUCAUUGAAAAUAGAAGCGAAAUUAUCAUUUAUAAACAAGAAAACCACCUUUCAAAUUGUGCAAUAAUAACCCCUCCCAAGACCCCUGAAUGUGUUAUACGGAAAACUCAUCCCCUUUAGUUUUGUGAGUUAUUUUGUUUUGUUACUUUCUCUUAAAUGUUAACAGGAUUUUAAAUUCGUACCCGGAAACCAAUGACUAUAUAUGGAGUUGUUAAUUAUAUGAAAGUGGUAUCAGAUGUUCUAGAAAUAGUAAGCAUACCCCGUCUCGUACAAUGACAAGAUCAACAAACAAGAAUCAAGAAUCAAGUUAUACUACCGACCUUUGAAAAUCAUCGCCCUAAAACUAUUUGUCACAUUUCCAUAUUUUUAAUUACUCCUGAGUCAUUUAAACCGAAACUGCAAACUUUCAUCAAUAGUUCCGCGAUCAACAGUUUGAUCUGGUGCUUUCUGAAGGUUUUUUUUCUUCUGUGAAAGUGCAGAAUUUGUGACCAAUAUGGCAUCAGCAAGGCUUUAUCGAACGAUCUUUAAUCGUUAGUGGAGAGUAAGAUCAAAGAUAACUUUAAAACUUAACGGAACGAAAUGAUUUAAAGCUUAUUACACCGAAGAUACCUUAUAUGAAGAACACCAAUCGAUGUACACUGGGCCAUAAGAAACGAAACGAAACAGUCAUGUUUUAUUGUUACGACGUUAAAUGCUUGAUACCAAUCGCUGAACACUAAACCUAAGCCACACACAGAAUCACGGCUUAAAUCAGGAACUGAAACAAAAAUUACAGUGGGUGAAUUGUAAGCAAUAGAAAGUGGUAUUGAGUGUUCCAAGAAGGGUAAGCACACCCUGGCUAUGUCACGAUCUACUCCAGUAAAUACAACACAACCCCUUCUCUUUGUGAUUGUUUUAUUUCGUUUUGUAACGGACUAACUUAAAACAUUCCAUUUAUUGUUUUUGUUUACGGUGGGUAACUCACGCCCAUUCUUCCCAAAUUUCACACCCACCCCUCUUCUCCUCGUGAGCUCGGAUUUUCUCCCUUUUAUUAAGUAAUAUAUAUAUAUAUAUAUAUAUAUUUAUUUAGCUAAUAAUUAAAAUGUAUGCCAAUAUGUUUAUGAGAUGUUACAUAGAAAUGUUGCCUUUUCGGUGGCUGUUAAAACAAUAACAAUAAUAAUAAUUCGUUUUUGUAAAAUAUUUGAAAUAAGAAAUAAACAAUUCUAAUUUUUACAGAAGACGCCCUUCGCUUUCGUUUCAGUUGUAAAUUUGUAAUGUUUGUUUUUCAUCCAACCACAAUAAAAAUGAAAGGUUU